Messenger RNA from Meleagris gallopavo (turkey), 6259 nucleotides. Lineage: Eukaryota; Metazoa; Chordata; Aves; Galliformes; Phasianidae. The record is from RefSeq and is a predicted model, not a curated record.
CCAGUAAUUGGAGCAAUAGUUUCCUUAUUAAAACUAAGAAGAGUUAGACAUUGCUAGGAAUAGUGCUAUUUUCCCACUCUAUUACUUUUUAUCUCAGAAAAUCUUGACAAAGGGAUAAUACAGAACAUUUAAUGAGCUUUUGAGUUUAAAAGUCCCCAAGCAUAUCCCCUUAAUUGGAAGAAAGAGAAAUCCUUACUCUGAAUACUUUCAUUAUUCGUACUGAAACUCCUGGGAAUGUAUCUUCAAGAUUUGAAGAGGAGUGUGUUUGUUCUGCUUCUUCCUGUGUAGCCAGGUUUUGCAGAUACACUGCUGCAGCACUGAUACAAGAUUCAUAAAUUAAAGAGGGUGAAAGAAUUCUUCUAACGUUUUUGCAUGUACUUCUGCUGCUUUGGCAGAUUUUUGGUUACAGAUACAUGCAUUGAAUACAGUUAAGAAUAUUGCCAAUAGUGUAUAGUGAAGUAGAGGAAUUAUAAUAGUAAUUCCCUGCCAAAGCCUCCUUCUCCUUACAUUAUUUUUCAUUUAUAAAGGAGUCGAUAUUUUUCAUUAAUAAAAAGACUGUAGUGUACAUACAGCACAUUAGAACUUCUCUCUUUUGAAGACUCUAUCAUUCAAGAAUGAGACAGAAAUAUUUCAAGAGUGCUAGAAAGCACUGAACCUGCUUCGUGUUUACUACAUAUGCUUUAUUGCUGCAUCAUAAAGAAAGUGCCUGCAAGGGCUCUCAGGUCAAUAUCAAUCCUACAUGUGGGGCUGUGUCAUCAGAGUAGGCACACUCAGACCACAGAGUGCACAAAAUCUUAGUGCUGACUCACAUCCAAGUGUUACCUGAGCAACUGAGGAAAUGUGGAGAGGCUGAGUGACCUUCACAACAUGGGAGAGAUGUCUGUAUCCAUAAAUCCACAUACCUGCUUAUAAUCUCAUUCCUGUACAUGCAUUUUUUCACUUUCAGUCCUAAUAGUGCUCUUUCUUUCCUGCUGUUCUAGUGGCUUACAAGCAGAUACAUUUCACAUUAAAUGGCAAUAUCUAAUAUGCAUUGAACAGAACAAGAAUAAUUUAAAAAACAAACAAAAAACAAAAAACAACAAAAAAAAACCAACAGACGAACACAAUUGGUCCGAUCACACUUGUGGUUUAUGGGCAGUAGAUGAUAUUUCAGGAAGAAGAAAGAGCUUUGUUGCAAAAGCAGUUCCUCAACAACACUUCUCUGUGUAGUGAGGGAGAUGUGCAGAGUGAGGGAAGUCUCCUGCUAUGCCACUGGAGAGUCUGCAGAAUAUGCACAAGGAAGAUUUCAGGAAUAUUACUGAAGAGAACAUAGGCAGCAAUGGCACCUUUAAUGACUUUGCCCACACCAACACCACAAGAGCUAUCCUGAUUACCGUCUACUCAGUUGCCUUUGCUGGAGGUGGGAUAGGUUCCACUGCAAUGUCAUUUGUGCUGGUCAAGAUGAACAGUCUGUCUGUGACCACUACAGCCAUCAUUAAUCUAGUCGUGGUGCAUGGUCUCCUUCUCCUCACAGUCCCCUUCCGUCUGCACUACUAUGUCAAUAAAGAAUGGAUCUUCCACAUGCCAUUCUGUAAAAUGGUGAGUGCUAUGGUGCACAUCCACAUGUAUCUGACUUUCCUAUUCUACGUGAUCACACUGGUGAUCCGGUGGUUGAUCUUCUUUCAGUGGAAGGAUAAGGUAGAGUUUUAUAGGAAGCUACAUGCCAUUGCUGCAAGCGUCGCCGUGUGGGUCAUCGUCAUCGUCUUCAUGGUGCCACUCUUUUGCAUUCAGUAUGGGAGCUCAGGGACGUAUGAUGACAAAGCAUGCUUUAAAUUCCACAAGGAGCUGAAGCAGGACAGUGUGAAAGUUCUGAACUACCUAACCAUUGCAGCUGUUGCCUUAAUUACUUCUGUUCUCCUGGGCCUGCAGAUUUUUAUUCUGGUCAAAGUAUCAAGAAAACUCUCCGCCUCUCUCUGGUCACACCAAGAGUUCUGGGCCCAGGUGAAGAACUUGAUAUUCAUCUGCGUCAUCAUAAUUUGCUUCCUUCCCUAUCACCUCUUUAGAGCCUACUACAUAAAGUAUGUGAGUGACAGUGAAAAAUUAGAAAGCUACAAUGAAGUUUUUUUGAGCCUGACUGCCCUCAGCUGCCUGGACCUGCUGUUCUUUGUGCUGAGUGGAAGCCGUCUCUUCAAACAAAAGGUUGGCAUGCUUCGAAGCAGGCUGUCCUGCUGCUAGCUCCAACUGUGUGGGGACCUGGAAUCUGGCAGAGCACAGUGCUGGAGAGACACGGCACAUCCAUUCUCCAACACGUUGAAGCGGGCACUGGAAACAACAUAAACCUGCUCCCUAAAAUAAUGAGGUGAACCACCUAUCACAUCUCCGAUGGUUGACUGGGGACCUACCUCUGGGAUUUCCUCACAGCCCUGCUUAGUGAGGAGUGGGUACACCUUGAAGAGUCGGAGGAAAGGGCAUGGCCUCAAUCAUAUAUAUAUAUUUUUUUUUACAUCAAGCUUUGUGAACUCUAAGGCACCACAGUGAAACAAGAGAAUUUGCAAAGUAUGUUAAAACACAGACACAAAAAAAUGCAAUUUUUAAAUGGAUUUUGGGACAGAGUUUUGAAAUUUAUAGAUCCAUAAUAUUUUCCACAUACAUAUCUUAUUUAUUUCCUGCAAACUCUCAUAAAAUAUUGAUGAAGCUAUUGUUCCACUUAAAUGUGUCUUUUACUUCACUGUAAAGACAAGUGUAACUUUCCAAAUGUACUGAGCAAUCCAAACAACUCUUUAAAAAAAAUCUUUAAAAACAAACUAUCAGCACCUACAUAUUUCUUUUAAAAGAUUUUAGCAGAAUCACUUUCAGGAGAUAUUAUCAUUACAACAGAAAAGACUUUUGUUCUUCUCUUUCCCAUACAUCUCCAGCAGAGAAAUUACACAUCAUCACUGAAUAUUGCAUGUUUAGACUAAAAGCUACAGAAUUGUUCAAUUUUCAAGAAAUACUAAUGCUGAGAAUCAUUUUAUUUAAAUCAUUCAGGCAACAGUUGUCCUCUCUUAAAAGGUGAAAUAAUUUAUGUUUCCAAGGUAAAUGUAAAGCAUUUUUUUUCACCCGUGUUGAUUUCGUGCAGUUCUGAAGUUUGUACAUAAUUACUUUUUUUGGCAUCUAACAUGAAAUCAAUUCUGUAAAUGUUAGUAGAACAUACAGUAGAACAGUAGAACCUAGACUAGUUGAAGAAAUUAGAACUCAGAUUGGAAGGAUAGAGAAAUCUAAUGAACCUGGUCUAUCUAAAAAGCUUACUAUAUCUCAGUGACACAGUGUGAGUUGCUAUUUCUGAAGAGAGAAUUAAUCUGUAUUUGAAAAGAGGAAGAAAAAAAAAAAUCAGCAAAAUAAUUCUAUGGAAGAUAUCCAGAAUUUCAUAGCUCUUCUGUUUUACACCUAUCCCAAAAAAGACUAUGAAAUUCUGAGUGCUGUAACACAAGACAGCAAUGACUAAUUUAUCUUUCUUUCUCUUGACAUCUGUAAAUUCUUAAUCUGUAUUCUUAAUUUAGUCAGUAAAAUAAUAUCUUGAUAUUUUGACAAAUAGGUUAGUGGCUAAUUAAUUUCCAGUGGAAGUCUCCUCUCACAAUGCUGCUGAAAUCCACCUUAUCUAUUUCUGAAUCUUUCCAUUUCUUGCUAUUUCAUCAUGUCUUUCUCACCAUACAGCAAUCAAAUAAUAACUGUUGGAUCUUCCUGUACCUGCGCAAUCUUACUGCUAUCUUACAUUGCUUUUGAUCCCAUCAAAGAGUGAUGUCCAAGAUGGUUACAUCACAGGAUCCUAUUUCUUCCAAAUUCUUUCUUUCCCUGUCUUCCUUCCUGCUUCCAGCUCUAUUGUAUCUCUCAGUAGAUAAUCUCUACGAGAGAUUAUUUUCAGGUCAGUCUGAGUACUGCUACAUGACAAUGAAUAUUUGUGAUUUGGAAAUCACUGAAGUUCACAAGGGAGACGUGGGGAUGCUCACAUGGCCCACUCUUGGCAAAUUGCAUGGAUCACAACAGCUGUUAAGAGAGAAUUGUGAGAGUUUGCAAUGUGUGUGAAUCUGAGACAAAACUGUUUGAGGUGUUUGCCACAAGAGCAGCAUGUUAAAGAGGAAGAGAACCACCAGCCAUAUUAAACAGUAACUGAAACUACAGAGAUGUUUAAAAGGAGAAAGUCAGCUUGAAUGUGUAGUUUGCUGACUGUCAGUUAACUAUGUGUCAUAAGAAAGCAAUAAACUACUUUGACCCAUAUUUAGUUCACAAACACAUGAACAAAACAGUUUUACCCUGUAGCAGGAGAGAAGACAUAUGACAGGUUGCGCUCAAAGGGGUUACAGGCUGGCAGCCAGUCACUAAUGGGGUUCUGCAGGGCUCCAUUUUAGGGCCAGCUCUCUUCAAUAUUUUCAUAAAUGAUUCAGAUGCAUGACUUGAAAGUAUACUAAGGGAAGUUUGGAGGUGACACUAAUCUGGAAGGAGCUGGUGAUGCCCUUGAGAGUACAGAGGCCUUGCAGAGAAGUCUUGACAAAUGUGAGGGCUGGGCAGUCUCUAAGCAUAAAAUUUAACAAGAGCACCGGAUUCUGCACCUGGGGCAUAGCACUACUCUUCCAGUGCUGGAGUUCAGGAAGCAUUUGAACAACGCUCUCAGUCACAGGACUCAAAUUUUGGGUGGUCCUGUGUGGAGCCAGGAGUUGGACUGGCGAUCCUCGUGGAUCCCUUCCAACUAGGAACAGCCUAUGAUUUUAUGGUACAUUUCUGUUUCCUCAUGUAGUGACAUCUUUGGUGAAGAAAAAUGUAUUAUGUGCAUUCUGUAAGCACUGCAUCUUUGUAACGCUAUACUAUAAAUCUUUUUAUAUAAUAAAGCGUUUUUAUCAAAGAAAAUAGCUUUGUACUCAAAAAAAUAAAGCAUAUAUUUCAAACAGCAUAUCCUGAUCAUAUAGCUUAACUAAUCUUCUUGUAUGUCUUAAAAUGGGGAGUAGUUCAAUUUUUGCAAAAAUAUUUGCAAUACCGUGGCAUCACAAAAUUACCACACAGUGGGUGCUUUUUUCUCAAAUAGAAAUUGAUGCUAAUAAUUAUAAUGUUAACUCAUGAUGCUAAUGAGCAGAAUUAGGGGCAUGAUUUGAGUUGGCAAGACUAGUCAAUACAGUGUUAAUAUUUCUAUGGGACAGUCUGACAAACUUUACAUCAGCCACUCAUCUCACUUUGUGAGCCUGGUAGAGAAAGUCUCCCCCUGCCCAAAGAGAAGGAAGUCCUGGUUAAUCCUAUCAGGAAUCGCCCUGCCAGCUGGUGACAGAAGUGGUGGUCUCUGUUCUUGCUCUGUCCCACCCUCCUGGGCAUCUUUUCUGUUCACUCCCCCUGGGAGGGCUAAAGGGGGAUUGGAUGUGCUGCCAGGCAAUGCUGCGGAAGGAGAAGUCUGAAAAGCUGCUUAAAAUUAAAAUGUAGACAGGUCCAGAUCAGCAUCUGAAAUGUAGCCAAGCAGCUCCUGUGAACAGUGAUGAUGGAGGAAGCAGUAUGGAGCUGCAAGCAUCGAGGAGCCAGUCCAUAGAGGAAAGGGGAAUUUCCAGUUAUCACCAACUAUUUGGUCAAAGGCACCAAAGCCUAAAAAGACACUGAUUUUGCUAACUUUCUUAACGUUAUGGAGGAGGUUAGAAAACAACCACACAAGAACAACAGCAAAAAAAGAGCUCUGUUACAGCAGGACAUAUAGGGCACAGGCCCUGCAGAAGGUGAUGGGGAAGAGGAUAGGAAGGCAGAAUAUGAGCAUAUUUCUGCCAUACAGAAACAAAAUAAUAGACUGUCUCUGGACAUCAUCUCAUGCUGUUUACCAAACCCCUAAAGCUGCCAAAAAAGUGGAACUCCCACUGACAGGAGCAAGCUAAACUUCCAUUACUCUCUGUUCCUACAUCUACAUCAUCCUUUCAGUUGCAUAAAUCUCUCCAGCAGUUCACCAGUGAGCCAUGAAAAAUCAUGUUAAUACAAGGAUAAAUACAACAAGCUUGCUUUCUUGCAGUAAUACUGGUUUAGGGUAUUUAAUCAGACAUUAGUCCUCCUUGUCUCAUCGUUCUCAAGCUCCAAUUUUUUUCUUUUAGGUAGUUUUACCCAGACCCUUAUCACCUGAUGUAACAAAAAAUGGCUUGUAAACUAAAUUCAUUUUGCAUGAACGAAGUCACCCCUGCAGUAAAUUGCCUUCGGAAGUUUAAACCCAAAUUGAACAUAAACUUUGUGUUAUGAUGAUACUGUGAAAGCAGAUAUUGUGAAAAAAAAAAAAAAAUAAAAAUAA